AUGUAUGCUUCUACUUCUUUUACUUCACCACUCCUCCAUGAGCUUCUUAUGGAAUCUCACACAAGAAGGUUACUCUUCCAAAGCCCUUCUGAUGAUCAAUCAGUAACCAACUCUCCUGUUCUCACACACAACAAUUCAACCAAUUUAUUUUUUGGUCUUACUGAAACUGAUGCAAAUGUUGUGAUGAUACUUGGAGUUCUAUUAUGUGCUCUUAUUUGCUCACUUGCAUUAAACUCCAUCAUAAGAUGUGCCUUAAGGCUUUCAAAUGUAGCCAUCAACAAUAACGAAACUUCUUCAAGUUCAAGCAGCAACUCUUCACCUCAACUGGCCAACAAAGGAAUCAAGAAGAAAGCACUCAAAACAUUUCCAACAGUAAGUUAUUCAACUGAGUUGAAAUCACCAUGUUUGGAUACGGAGUGUGUGAUAUGUCUCUCAGAAUUUACAAAGGGUGAAAAGGUGCGCAUAUUGCCUAAAUGCAACCACGGUUUUCAUGUUGGUUGCAUUGACAAAUGGCUAAAGGCACACUCAUCAUGCCCCAAGUGCAGACAGUGCCUCCUUGAGACUUGUCGAAAGAUUGUUGGAUCGGAAGCUCCACCACCUAUGUUGCCGGUGCAAGAAACUAUUAUAACCAUCCAACCGCUAAACCGUGAAGCUGUUGAGCGUAGCUAUAGAGAAGAAAGCAGAUAA
This is a messenger RNA of Vicia faba (fava bean), 687 nucleotides long. NCBI's taxonomy places the organism in Eukaryota, Viridiplantae, Streptophyta, Magnoliopsida, Fabales, Fabaceae. The record is from the annotation of a GenBank genome assembly.